AUGGCAGCUGAUUUGGAUAAAAUUCAUGUGCUGCCUAAAGUUAAGCAGAUCUUUGAUGUGGUACCAUCGACUGAAUACUUACAUACGGUUAACGAUGGAGGGAGGCAUUACACCGUCUGCCUGUUAGAGAGAAAAUGCGUUUGUGGGAGGUUCCAAGUUGAUGAAUUACCAUGCCCACAUGCUUGGGCUGUAUUGAAGAGCAUGUUUCUAAUGCCAGAAGAUUAUUGCUCUAACUAUUACAAAUCAAAUUCUGUUGUAAUGACAUACGAUGUGCCUGUGUACCCGCUACCGGACAGAAAUGACUGGAAUAUACCAGCACAUGUUGCAGAGGAAGUUGUAUUACUACCCAAAUGGAAAAGACCUCCUGGAAGGCCAAAGAAGAAGCGUGAUAAACCUUUCAGUGAAUUGCUGCAGGCGGAAAAACAACAUUCAUAUAGCAUAUAUGGGCAGGGAGGACAUAAUAAGCGAACGUGUAGAAAUGCUCCAGGUAGGAUUUAG
Molecule: messenger RNA, 498 nt
Organism: Nicotiana attenuata
Lineage: Eukaryota; Viridiplantae; Streptophyta; Magnoliopsida; Solanales; Solanaceae
Exons: 3
Coding region: 1-498 (165 amino acids)
Molecular function (GO): zinc ion binding
Source: RefSeq, a predicted model, not a curated record